This is a messenger RNA of Condylostylus longicornis, 864 nucleotides long. RefSeq names its product vacuolar protein sorting-associated protein 28 homolog (gene Vps28). Gene Ontology annotation, biological process: protein transport to vacuole involved in ubiquitin-dependent protein catabolic process via the multivesicular body sorting pathway. NCBI's taxonomy places the organism in Eukaryota, Metazoa, Arthropoda, Insecta, Diptera, Dolichopodidae. Gene Ontology annotation, cellular component: ESCRT I complex. The transcript is spliced from 2 exons. The coding region runs from base 97 to 729 and encodes 210 amino acids. The record is from RefSeq and is a predicted model, not a curated record. Gene Ontology annotation, molecular function: protein-containing complex binding.
UUCUUUCACUGUUUUUUUUUUAUAUCAAAGAAAAAUAAAAAUUUUAUUAAAAGCUCAAAGUAAUUAAUAAAGACAUUCAAUUAAGUAUUAUCAGCAAUGCAAGAUAAUCGUCCAGAGUUAUACGAAGAAGUUAAACUUUUUCGAAAUGCAAGAGAACGUGAAAAAUAUGAUAACAUGGCUGAUUUAUAUGCUUUAAUAAACACAUUACAAAAUUUAGAGAAAGCUUAUAUUUGGGAUUCUAUAUCAGCUCAAGAAUAUACAGCAGCUUGUUCAAAAUUACUUGUUCAAUAUAAAGUAGCCUUUAAGCAGGUACAAAGUGAAGAAUUUCCAAAUGUUGAUGCCUUUGUAAAGAAAUUUAGAUUAGAUUGUCCUGCCGCUAUGGAACGCAUUAAAGAGGAUCGACCUAUAACAAUAAAGGAUGAUAAAGGAAAUACAAGCAAAUGUAUUGCUGAUAUAGUUUCAUUAUUUAUAACAAUAAUGGAUAAAUUGAGAUUAAAAAUUAGAACAAUGGAUGAAUUGCAUUUUGAAUUAAAAGAUUUGGUUGAUACAAUGAAUCGACUAUCAUUAAUACCAGAGGAUUUUGAAGCGAAAGCAAAAGUAGAAAAUUGGUUAGCCACUUUAAAUGAAAUGCAGGCAUCUGAUGAACUGAGUGAUGCACAAGUCAGACAAUUUUUAUUCGAUUUAGAAUCGUCUUAUGCCGCAUUUAAUAAAUUAUUGCAUACAACAUAGGUUUGUUAAAAUUGAAAAUGAAAUUAAACACACAUGCAUACAUAUUAUAUAUUUAAUAUUUUUUAUUUAUGUUACAAAAUAUUAUUAAUCUAAAUUUUAUAUAGAAUAAAAAUUUUAUUCAGUAUAAAUCUGUCA